AAAACAAAACAAGAAAAGGAUUAAACAAUAAGCCCCACCAUUAUUUCGCCUCUUAAAAAAUGCCAUUAAUUUAAAGCAAUCACCAAACCAAACAAACCAAAAACUCUUAAAAAUUCCACCCAUUUGCCAAUUUUUCCAGUUGUUUAAAUUAAAUUAAACCCAAAUCGAUCCCUUUUAUUUCCUAUCUUGCAUUUCCCAUCUCCAUCCUCCCUCUCUUCUUCUCCUUCUCCCUCCCCUGUUCUUGAAUUCCUCGCCGGAGAACUUCUCCGGUGGUCUCUGAGUUCGCACUCCAGGUUAGAAUUCUGGUGCGGUGGCUCGAGCUCGGGUUCGAAUUCGGAUUUCCUGGGUUGGUUGAUCUUGAUCGCACUCGCGGGAAGAAGAAGAAUUAGGAAGCAGAGUGAUCUCUGAUGGUCACGGGCCGAGAAGGGAAGAGAUAGGAGUUGUUGUCAUGGAGCCCGCGACGGAGACCACGGCGACUUCGCCGGCUGCGGCUGCCGCUGCGCAGCCGGAGGCGGAGGCGGAGGCGGAGGCGGAGUCGGCGGCGACGCCGGUGGCAGUGGCGGCGGCGGCGGCGGCAACCUAUCAGCCGCCAGCGCCGGUGGUUCCAGUCGCCGUGGCAGGUGCGGCGGCGGGGAGAGGGAACGGGAAGAGGAAGAGGGGGAGGCCGAGGAAGUACGGGCCGGACGGGAGCCUGCUCCGGCCGCUGAAGGCGACCCCGAUCUCGGCGUCGGUGCCGGACGACUCCGGCGGGGGGCAGUACACGCCGGCGGCGGCGGUGGGGGCCGUCAUGAAGCGCGGCAGGGGCCGCCCCGUCGGGUUCGUCAGCCGCGCGUCGCCGGUGUCCGUGGCCGUGACGGCCGCCACGUCCACCGCCGCGGUGGUCGUCUCGUCUCCGGCCACCCACACCCAGACGCCGCUCGGGCCGCUAGGUGAAUUGGUAGCAUGUGCUUCUGGUGCAAACUUCACACCUCAUAUCAUUAACGUUGCUGCUGGCGAGGAUGUUAAUAUGAAGGUCAUAUCUUUCUCCCAACAAGGUCCAAGGGCAAUUUGCAUUCUGUCUGCUAAUGGGGUGAUUUCAAAUGUUACAUUGCGUCAGCAAGAUACUUUAGGUGGUACAGUGACUUAUGAGGGCCGGUUUGAGCUGCUCUCCUUAUCCGGAUCAUUCACGCCAACUGAUAGCGGUGGAACGAGAAGCCGCUCCGGUGGAAUGAGCGUCUCGUUGGCGGCCACGGAUGGCCGUGUCAUCGGAGGCGGAGUUGCCGGCCUCCUUGUGGCUGCAAGCCCUGUUCAGGUUGUGGUAGGAAGCUUCCUGCCGAGCUACCAGCUGGACCAGAACGCCACCAAGAAGCCCGUCAUCGAGAUCACGACGGUGCCGCCGCCGCCGCCGGCCAUCGGCUUCACCAUCUCCAGCGGCGACCCUAUGGAGGACUCCUACAGCGGCAGCCAUGGCCAGCACCGCUCCGGCGCCGCCGCGGCGACGACGACGACGGCGAAGGCCAACUCGACGUCGGCGUUCAGGGUGGAGAACUGGACGCCACCGGCGCCGCCGGCGGCGGAGGCGGCGAGGACGAAGACGCCGUCGUCGGAGGCCAAAGUCCCAGUCCCCGGAGCCUGACGAAGCUUGCAUUGCAUAUAGUUGCAUUGUGUUGCCGUUUGUUAAUUAGGCCCUGAAAUGGAUGUGCAGAGAUGAAAAUUUUCGUACUACCAUCGAUCGAUCAGUCGUCGUCAGAUCAUCAGCAACCUCCGUAUGAUUAAAUCAGUGAUGCAGUUAAAUGUUAGUGGAAGAAAUUAUCACACCAUCCCUCGUGGACUGGUUUAUCCGAUUAAUCUGUACUUAAUUAUGAUAAGGCAGGGACAGUGGAGAAAUAUAAUUAAAUUCUCUUGUGGUACUAUCUGUUAGGCUCAUGUGAGCUAAUGAUGUGCUUGUCUUGCAUGCAGGUGCUGGGCAGCGGCUCUACUCCUACCUGUGAUGCUUAAUUGUUUAUUUAUGAUAAGUGCAAUAAUUAGGCUCCA
Messenger RNA from Oryza sativa Japonica Group (Japanese rice), 2013 nucleotides. Its product is annotated as AT-hook motif nuclear-localized protein 7. Lineage: Eukaryota; Viridiplantae; Streptophyta; Magnoliopsida; Poales; Poaceae. Gene Ontology annotation, molecular function: minor groove of adenine-thymine-rich DNA binding. The record is from RefSeq and is a predicted model, not a curated record.